CUCGGGGUCGAGUCUUCUCCAUCUCCUUCCUUGACUUCUAUAUGUCGCGUGCCGCAGUGGUGGCUGCAUCCUCUCUGUACCAUCUCCGUGGCAUGGACAUGGGCGCGUGACCUCGCGUAACUCGCCAGCUCCCGCUGUGGCCACACACCUCCGCGCAAACAGGCAAGCUACCUGCAGUUCUUCUCUAUCCAAUCAAAGAUGCAAGCACUAGCUCUUUUUUCUUCCUCGUCUGAUUUCCCUUUUCUAAUCGAGAGCAAGGCAGCAGCAACAGGCCAGGCCAGCAAUCACAUUUGCACUGUUCGCCGGACCUUAUCAGCCUUCAGCCCUCUUCUGCUGUUCGUAUGUUGAGCUCGCAAGCUGAAACGAGACAGCUCGGGUUUUUCACGAGUCGAGCCGAGCUGUAAGUUUUGCUCGUUUGCUUAACGAGCCGAGCCGAGCCGAGCCAGCUCGAAAUCAUGACGAGCUGAUGCGAGCCGAGUCGAGCCCUAGAAACACCACCCACGACAUCUCACAUCUCCCUCCUUGAAAGCGUGAAGGGACGACGGCGGAGAGGACAGAGGCGAGGCGAGGCGAGGCACCCACCCAACACUCGUGAGUCCAAUCGAAUCGAGCCCCGAGCAAUUCUCAGCAGCAGCGAGGAACCCUAAUCACUUCAGGCGGAGCAUAGGCUAGCGAGCAGAUCGCGCUACAAAAUGUUCCGGUCGCGGCUGCAGGAGAUGUGCCAGCAGCGGCGGUGGGCGCCGCCGGUGUACGAGCACACCCGCGAGGGCCCCGACCACUCGCCCCUCUUCCGCGCCACCGUCCUUGUCCAUGACGAGAAGUUCAGCUCCCCCGACGAAGGAGCGCGGUCGACCAAGGAGGCGUACAACCUCGCCGCCAUGGCCGCCUUCGAGCACCUCGCCGGGCUCCCGGCCGCGGCCGCGGCCCUUGUCCCGGUUCCGGCCGCUCCAGCGCCUCCGCAGCCUGCGACCCAACUUCCUUACAAGAGUCAGUUACAAAUUUAUGCUCAGAAGCGAGGCAAGAAUCUGCCUUUGUAUCGUACCAUUAAUCUUGGCUCUCUUCAUGCAUCUCUAUUCAAGUCAGAAGUAACCAUAGAUGGGCAAACAUUUGAGAGCCCAGAAUAUUUUCGCACAAUGAAGGAAGCUGAAACUGCUGCUGCAAAAGUUGCACUGAUGUCCUUACCUCAAGAAGCAAGCCCACCACAACAAUCUCUGGUUCCGUCAGUAUCUUAUAAGAAUCUUCUACAAGAACUGGCUCAGAAGGAAGGCUUUCCCUUGCCUGUCUAUGCCACAACUUCAGAUGUCUCAAAUUGUUCUGCUGCCUUCAUAUCAACUGUUGAAAUUCAAGGUACAACUUUUCAGGGAGAGCCAGGGAACACCAAGAAGCAAGCAGAGAUGAAUGCUGCUAAGGUUGCUUUUCAACAUUUCAAAGACAGGGACAGAGGUUCUGCUGUACAUGGAGGAUCACCCAUGCAACAAGGAAACGAUAAUUUGUUUUCUGGACAAAAUAUCAAGAUUCCAUCCUCCAUGCAACAAGGAACCAAUAACCUGUUUUCUGGACAAAAGAUCAAGAUUCUAGAGCCUAAAUUUUCAGGUCACGCUGUAUCAACAACAAAACCUGGCAAGGAUAAUGACUUUGAUGCUGUAAAUCAUGAUGCUAGAUCAGCUGGCUCUGCUAACCCACUCCCUGUUGCUGCUACAACACAAUUUCUUGAUGAAAAUGCUCAAUCUGCAAAGAUGGAAGUUGACAAAUUAUUCCUUCCAGAGCCAAACACAGAAGUUGAAGCAGUGAUUUCAUCUCUGAAAGUUGAAAAACUACCCCUUCUAGAGUCGAGCAUGGACUCAUCUCUGAAAGUUGACAAACUGUCCCUUCCGGAGCAAAGUAUGGAUGUUAAAGUUACAGAUUCAUCUCUGAAAGUUGACAAACUGCCCCUCCCUGAACCAAGCACAGAGUUGGAAGUGAUGAACUCAUCUCUGCAAGUUGCUGAACCACCCAUUGCAGAGCCAAGCACAGAAGGUGAAGUCAUGGACUCAUCUGUGAAAGUCAGUGAACCGCCCAUACCCAAGGCAUGCUCAGAAGUUGAAGCAAUGGAUACAUCUCUGGAACACACAUCGACUGCGAAUGGUCAGUCACCCCUCAUAGCCCCAACCAGUACCUCCACUCUCACUGUGCCAACUGCUACCACGCCUGUCAGCUCCGGAUGUGGCUGCUACAUGUUAACCAACAGGAUCCAAGUCUACCCUCGCAACACCGACAUGGCUAUCCCUGAAGGCGCAACCAUGCUUCCCUUCAGCGACAAUGUGUGGGUGGCCGUAAGCCUGCCUUACUGCAACAACGAUGAAGGUAGCGGGACUGCUACUUAGGAACGAUGGAGCGCACUAGAGGAGAAUCAACGGUUGACCUUGUGAUGCUGCUCAGUAGCCCGUGCCAAAGCUUAAUUCACCUUCGCUACCUUGCUUGUAUGUAAGGCUAAGAACUAGACCGCCAUUCACUGUGACUAUAACUAGCAUCUUUGAUGUAGACAAUCUUCGACUUCUAUUGUAUCUGGCUGAAGCAGCUUGCUCAACUAUGUGAGAGAAACCCAAGUUAUACUCAUGCCGGAUUAUCCCCGAAGUAGAGACCCUGAACUUUAAUUGGACCAUCCACAG
Molecule: messenger RNA, 2648 nt
Organism: Panicum virgatum (switchgrass)
Lineage: Eukaryota; Viridiplantae; Streptophyta; Magnoliopsida; Poales; Poaceae
Product: double-stranded RNA-binding protein 1-like
Exons: 6
Coding region: 693-2363 (556 amino acids)
Molecular function (GO): double-stranded RNA binding
Source: RefSeq, a predicted model, not a curated record